AUGGCUUACCAGAUUCUCGGGAAGGAUGUGAGCAAGAUCGGCUUUGGCAUGAUGAGCCUGACCCAGGAAGGCACCAAGACCCAGUCUACAGAUGACGAAAAGUUCGCCAUCCUAAAGGCCGCCCUCGCCGCCGGCUCCAACAGCUGGAACGGCGGCGAGUUCUACGGGCCGAACCUCGAGGACAACUCCCUGCCGGUGCUUAGGAAGUACUUCGAGAAGUACCCCGAGGACGCCGGCAAAGUCUGCAUCAACAUCAAAGGGGGCGCCCACAAGCCGCCCAUGACAGUCGACAACAGCCCCGAGUACGUGCGUCAGUCGGUCCAGCACUGCGUCGACCAGCUCGGGGGCAAGGCCAAGAUCGAUAUGUGGGAGAUGUGCCGACGGGUGUCGCAGGGCGAAUACCUGGAGUCCCUGCGCGUCAUCGACGGCUUCGUCAAGGAGGGCACGAUUGGCGGCGUCGCGCUUACUGAGGUGAACGCCAAUACCAUCCGACAGGCGGCCAAGAUCGUCAAGGUCGCCGCAGUGGAGGUUGAGAUCUCGCUCUUCGAGACGGAGCCUCUGCACAACGGGAUCUGUGAGGCUUGUGUUGAGCUGGGCAUUCCCAUCUAUGCCUACUCACCCUUGGGAAGAGGCUUCUUGACAGGCAAGCCAUUCAACCCACUGUUCAAGAUGCUGCCCCGACUCGCAGACGACAACAUCGCAGCCAAUACGAAGCUCGUCGAGGCAGUGAAGAAGUGGGCGGCAAAGAAGGACUGCACGCCCGCCCAGUUCGCCAUCAACUGGGUCGCCACGCUGUCGCAGCGUCCCGGCAUGCCCAAGAUCAUCCCCAUCCCCGGGGCCGCACACAUCGACCGCGUCAAGGAGAACCUGCGCGAGGUCGAGCUGACGGACGCGGACAUGGACGAGGUCGACGCGUUCCUGGUCGAGUUCAAGCCGGCCGGCGAGAGACUGCCUGCGUUCUUCGCACAGUGGCUCGAUACGAAUGAGUCUACUGAGGUCUGA
This is a messenger RNA of Anthostomella pinea, 1002 nucleotides long. Lineage: Eukaryota; Fungi; Ascomycota; Sordariomycetes; Xylariales; Xylariaceae. The record is from the annotation of a GenBank genome assembly.